UGCCACGAGGGAUACUUAUUCACCUUAUCUGUUCUGUUCUGGUGAUUCACCAUUUUUCAACGGAAGAGAGGCGCAUGCUAGCAAUAAAAGAGAUGGCUCGCAUCUCGAGAGUAGGAGGCCAGAUAAUGAUACAUGUGUGGGCAAUGGAGCAAAAACGGAGAUGUGAAAAGCAAGAUGUCUUUGUUCCUUGGAAUCCUUCACCUCCUUCCUGCUCCUCGGGUGAGCCUUGCUUACAUGGAGAACAAAAAUCAAUUCUUCACAAGGACAAAGAGCGGGCUUUGAACCAGCCCUGUCAUAAGUUGGAUGGGACUUCAGAGAGUUUUGAAAAUACAACAGCUUUUGAAGUGGCUGUUAAACCUGUGCUGCCCAUGUCGCACUGCUCAAAGGCUUUCAGAAGCCCUAAUUCAGAAAUAGAGCAAGCAACUAUACAGCUCUCUAUGGCUGCAGAUACUAUUCAUGGUUGCAGCGAAGUCUGUUUACCUGACCUGAUUUCACAUCAGAAAGAAUUAGCUGUCAGACAACAACUUAAAAUAGACCAUCACCCAAACCAAGGAGCUUUCUGCCAACCUCAGAACAAAAGAACAAACUCUUCUCUGCAGAAGGCAGACCGUGAGUGCGCCCUGACCGUGCAGAGAAGACAGCAGACGGGUCCUGGUGGGGCAUGGUUGAGGUACUACCACGUUUUUAAAGAAGAGGAAUUGACUGACCUCAUAGAGCAUCACGUUCCUGAGAUACAUAUUACUCACUCAUACUUUGACCAUGCCGAUUGGUGCGUGUUUGCAGAGAAGGCUGAAGUGUGGAAGAUAUAG
Messenger RNA from Tauraco erythrolophus (red-crested turaco), 809 nucleotides. NCBI's taxonomy places the organism in Eukaryota, Metazoa, Chordata, Aves, Musophagiformes, Musophagidae. The record is from RefSeq and is a predicted model, not a curated record.